Melanaphis sacchari is the source of this 1797-nucleotide messenger RNA. Its product is annotated as protein flightless-1 homolog. Gene Ontology annotation, molecular function: protein binding. The coding region runs from base 184 to 1716 and encodes 510 amino acids. The record is from RefSeq and is a predicted model, not a curated record. The transcript has 7 exons. NCBI's taxonomy places the organism in Eukaryota, Metazoa, Arthropoda, Insecta, Hemiptera, Aphididae.
AACGAUGAAAACAUAACACAGAAAUAUAUUUAGACAAUAGAAAUAAUUCGAUUUAGUAUUAUAGUUUUAACUUUUUGGGGAAAGUACCUGAUGUUCAACGUGACGUGUAGUAGAAAUAAAUAGUAUGUUAAAUACUCAAAUCCAGUAAUCACUACUUUAGAGGUAAACCGUUUUUAUGCGAUUAUGGACAUUUCCAAAAGAUGUAGCUGCAGCUGCUGCGACCAAUGUAUGCAACACCCAACAUUCCAUACAAUCCAAAAAUUGUGCAACAUCAAGUGCUUAGAUCACUUAACUACACUAGAUAUAAGUUCUAGUAGUAUCUGUGAAGUACCUGAAUUUAUCGGGAAUCUUAUAAAUUUGGUUAAACUUGAUUUAUCGUCAAAUGAAUUGAAAACGCUGCCAUUAUCACUUAUCAAAUGUCAACACUUAACAGAUCUCAUUUUGUCAUAUAAUCAAUUUUCACAAGUUCCCCAAUGUUUAAUUGAUGGAGUGCACUCUUUAAAAACACUUGAUUUAUCUCACAACCAGCUUGUAGAUAUCAGCAUAAAACCAUUUAGUAUUCAACAGUUACUAACAUUAAAUGUCAGUAACAAUUCAAAACUGAAUACUCUUCCACAAUGGUUAUGGUCAAUUGAAUGUAAUUCAUUAGAAUCAUUGGAUAUAUCGUUUACAAAUUGUCUAGAUAAUAUUGCUGUAGAUCCUUACCUAAACAUGUAUGGUAUUAGUAAUCACCUAAAGUAUUUGUAUUUAUCCAAUACAAAUUCUGAUAUUCGCAAGAUAGAAUUUAUCAAAAAUUUAAAAAAUCUAAGAAAUGUUGUUUUAGAUAACAAAGAUACAAAGAUUAGAAAUUGUCGUAAUUACUAUCAUGAUGUACCACUAGUGUUUAAUUAUCGAUUUAAAUUUAUUGAUUCUUUAAGUAUGAUCGAUGUUGAUUUAUCAACUAUUGGAAGUUGUGUAUAUUUCAGUUUUCCAAGUAUACGGUUUUUGAAUUUAUCCAAUAAUUCUAUUGUAUUACUACCAGAUUCAUUUAGUGAAUUGAUAAACUUAGAAGUCUGUGAUGUUUCAAAUAAUCAAAUUUUAUCAAUUCCUGAAAGUUUUAAAAGCUUGAAAAAUUUGAAAAGUUUGAUAUUAAAUAAUAAUUGGUUAUCAACAUUUCCAGAAAUUAUUGAAGACCUAUUAAACCUAGAAAUUUUGGAUUUAUAUACUAAUAAAUUAACUAUAUGUCCAUCGUGGAACUCAAACUCUAAUAUAAAAUUACUUGAUUUAGAACAAAAUGCAUUUUCUACUGAAACUAAUAUUGAUAUAAACACUAAAGCCAAUUAUUCAAAUUUGUUAAAAAAUCUGCGCUCAUCAAUUGCUGAAAAUCGUGUUAUAGGACCUUUAUGUUUUGAAGAACCUAAUGAUGCAGUAUCUGAAACAGACAGUUCAAGUAGUCAUUGGUCAAAUCUCAGUGAUUCUGAACACAGUGAUCAUGAACUAGUAAAUAUAAGGGAAGUCCAAGAUAAUACUUGUUGUACACCAGAAGAAUUUUGGGACUGUGAUGUCUAUGAAUUUACAACUGACUUAUUUGAUCCAAAAAGUUUUGAAUUGAUUUUAAUGAAAGAAUUAACAACUUUAGAAAAAUCGUUAUAUGUUGAUGAAAAUAUUGUCCGUAAUGUUCGUUUAGCUAAUGAACAUUAUUUUUGCCCUAAUGAUGAAUUACCUAAAUCGUUGUGAACUAGAACUUAAUUGUUAAAUAUAAUUUGUAAGUGUUUUUUUUUUUUCAACAUAAUCCAUUUAGUCUAAUCAUGCACAUAU